Vollenhovia emeryi is the source of this 1304-nucleotide messenger RNA. RefSeq names its product odorant receptor 63a-like. Lineage: Eukaryota; Metazoa; Arthropoda; Insecta; Hymenoptera; Formicidae. Gene Ontology annotation, molecular function: odorant binding; olfactory receptor activity. Bases 23 to 1270 code for a protein of 415 amino acids. The record is from RefSeq and is a predicted model, not a curated record. Gene Ontology annotation, cellular component: plasma membrane. The transcript is spliced from 5 exons. Gene Ontology annotation, biological process: detection of chemical stimulus involved in sensory perception of smell; sensory perception of smell.
CGUGCGCCUCCGCGAAGCGAUCAUGACGUAUUCCUACCAUGUGACAAGGGGCAUCGAGCUCCCCGACAGAAGUGAUAACAAUUACAGUCUUCAACUGACUCGUUGGUUUCUGCUGCCAAUUGGCGCUUGGCCGCAAAUGAGCGCGGCGACGAGGGUGGAGAGGCUCUCCUCGCGCGUGCACAUUUUAGUAUGCACGUCCAUAAUAGCGAUCAUCAUGGUGCCGUGUCUGUUAUAUGUAUCGCUGGAAGAGAAAGAUAUGGAGAUGAAAUUGAGCGCAAUGGGUCCGCUGAGCCACUGGAUCAUGGGUAUGAUCAAUUACUGGUUACUCCUCACGCGCGGCGACGACAUCCGCGAGUGCGUGCUGCACAUGGAGUCAGACUGGCGAAUCGCUCGGAAGCUCGAGGACCGACAAGUAAUGAUGCGACAGGCAAGAAUCGGCCGCUUCGUCUCCGGGUUCUGUGCGGUGUUCAUGCAGAGCGGCACAUUUCUCUUCGCCGUAGGGAAAUCGCUGUCAACCACUGCAGUCAUCGUCGGCAACGAAACCGUGUUGGUGCACCCGAUGACUUGCCCGAUGUACACCAAAUUCAUCGACGUCAGAUUCAGCCCCGCCAACGAAAUUAUGGUGGUUGUGGAGUGGCUGUCGUGCUUUAUAGUAAACUCUGUUACGGUAGGCGCUUGCAGCCUCGAUGCUGUUUUCGCGAUGCACGCGUAUGGUCAACUAAACAUGCUAUUUGCAUGGUUAAACGAACUCGUUGUAGACGAAGAUAAGGGAAACGAAGGCGCCGAGCAAAGGCUGGCUGUUAUCGUGGAGCAUCACUUGAGGGUGCUGAGUUUUAUAUCGCGUAUGGAAACCGUUAUGCGACAUAUCUGUCUGGUGGAAUUGCUGGGAUGUACGAUGAAUAUGUGUUUACUUGCAUAUUAUUUUAUUACGAAUUUGGACUCGUUUGAUACGGCAAAGACAACGUCAUAUGUCAUUAUAUACCUGUCCAUGGCUUUCAAUAUCUUUAUAUUUUGUUAUAUCGGUGAGAUUCUCACAGAACAGUGCAAAAAUGUCGGCGAGAAAGCGUACAUGAUUGAUUGGUACGAACUACCGCACAAAACUGCCCUUGGACUCAUUUUGGUGAUAGCACGAUCGAGUAACGUUAUCAAGAUGACUGCUGGACAAUUAUUUCAGUUGUCUAUCGCAACUUUUGGGGAUGUAAUUAAAACUUCCGUGGUAUAUUUGAACAUGUUGCGAACAAUGAGACACCCUGUGCGUGAAUUAUAUUAAUUAGAAAACGUGAGAAAUAUAUUUUGUAUAAAAC